UCUCUCUUGUAUGUGGGGCCCCUAAGUUAAGAUUUGUCCCGAACAGGUGAAUAUGAGGUGAGGAAAAAACGUCCAUAAGUUGCAUGUGUCAGCCCCAUUCCUGUUUGCCUCUGACACCAUUGCUGUAUUUCAGGGCCCACGUACUGAUGUGCUGCUGGUUCCUCAUUGCCUGCUCCUGCCGCUCGUCUGCCAGCUGCGGGACGUUGAAUGUACUGAAGACACGGUUCCUCGAUCUCUCCAGUUUUCCAUGGUUGGCAUCAGUUCAGGACUACAGUGGAUCCCAUCUUGCAGGGGGAGCAAUCAUAAGUGAAUUCUGGAUAAUGACGGCUCCAUCUGCUCUGAAGCUGAGGAGAGAUCUCUCGGCUGUGGUGGGAAUCUCGGAGCUGGACAUUAUGGGCAGCAGAGCGUCCUACGUUAUCCACAGGCUCAUCAUACAUGAGGAAUUUGAUGAAAUUCUCCACAGCAAUGACCUGAUGCUGCUUAUGACCAGGGACAAGAUUAAAUUUGGCCACAGGGUUCAACCCAUAUGCUUCCCAAGCCCGGACCCUCACAACUCUGCUCUCAGCAAUUGCACGGUGUCCGGGAGGACAGGCUGGAAAGAGUCAGGACAUUCGGGCUCUACGCCUUGGUGCAGGUUGUCGGUGGAGAACAUGAACCUUUGUCCUUUGCAGCGGACUGUGUCUACAGAGUGCUGUAUCCACCGUGGGAGCGGUGAGCGUGGCUGUGCGGGCACAGAAGGCAGCCCGGUCUCUUGUCAGGUGAAGGGUGAAGAGCGAUGGCUGCUGGCUGGAGUCCUGCCCGCUGCUGGCGUGAGGUCCCAUGUUCCUGUCCUCUACACUCGCACCUCAUAUUACAGUGACUGGAUUUCAUCUCGUACCGCGCAGGCAGGGCGGCCAUUCAUCCCUACAGUCACCAUCAACACUGUAGUUGAAGCGUACAACCAGCUGCACUUCCGAUCUGCAGUCAAGAAGUCCCAACCUCAUAAAAAGGAAGACGAGGGUCUGCUGUACGAUUAUUACAAUGGAAACGAGCUCCCGAAAACCUGCGGCUAUUCACGCAGCCCUGAUGUCCACCUCAUUGCCAUUGUCAUUUUACUUACAAGAUGA
Bufo bufo (common toad) is the source of this 1106-nucleotide messenger RNA. RefSeq names its product serine protease 54 (gene PRSS54). The transcript has 5 exons. Bases 84 to 1106 code for a protein of 340 amino acids. Lineage: Eukaryota; Metazoa; Chordata; Amphibia; Anura; Bufonidae. Gene Ontology annotation, biological process: proteolysis. Gene Ontology annotation, molecular function: serine-type endopeptidase activity. The record is from RefSeq and is a predicted model, not a curated record.